This is a messenger RNA of Erigeron canadensis, 1143 nucleotides long. RefSeq lists its product as uncharacterized. Bases 23 to 1000 code for a protein of 325 amino acids. Gene Ontology annotation, cellular component: chloroplast. Lineage: Eukaryota; Viridiplantae; Streptophyta; Magnoliopsida; Asterales; Asteraceae. The record is from RefSeq and is a predicted model, not a curated record. The transcript is spliced from 2 exons.
UUAAACACACUCCUCACUAUCAAUGGCUUCCUAUCUCUCACACCCAUCAACAACAAUCUUGAAACUAUCCCCCAAAAAACCUCAUUUCAAAACCUCAAUCCACCAAAUAUCUUUCACAUUCCUUCAAAACAAUCAAUCCCCCUUCAUUUCAAAACCAAUUUCGCCCUCACCCCAAUUCAUUUUUCACCUAAAAACUUGCUCUACAGGACCAAUUUCUUCAAUAUAUUCAUCAACAAAAACAAAUGAAAUCCUUGAAAAUCUUGAAAAGGAUGAAACUUUACCAUUGGUUCAAACCUCACCAGCCAAAUUCAUAUUCUGGGUAUUCUUAUGGGCUUCUGUUUCAGUAGCUUUGUUUGCAUUUUCACCUAGCGAGUCUAAAGCUCAACAAGCAAAAAUUGGUGUGAAAUCCAUUAAAGCUUCAAGCUUUGGGCUAAAGUUUGCAAAUUUUUUAAGAGGGUCAGGUUGGCCGGAUGAAGCUGUUGUGUUUGCUUUGGCUACACUGCCUGUGAUUGAGCUUCGUGGUGCUAUUCCUGUUGGUUAUUGGCUACAACUUAAGCCUCUUGUUCUAACUACUUUAUCUGUUCUUGGGAAUAUGGUUCCCGUGCCUUUCAUUAUACUCUACUUAAAACCACUAGCAACAUUCCUGGCUGGAACCAGCAAGUCAGCGUCUCGGUUCCUGGACCUACUAUUCAAGAAGGCAAAAAGUAAAGCAGGUCCCGUUGAAGAGUUCCAAUGGCUCGGUCUCAUGUUAUUUGUAGCAGUACCAUUCCCAGGCACUGGGGCAUGGACUGGAGCUUUCAUUGCUUCCAUUCUCGAUAUCCCAUUUUGGUCAGCUGUAUCUGCAAACUUUUGUGGAGUAGUGUUAGCCGGUCUUUUAGUCAACAUGUUGGUCAACAUCGGACUCAAGUAUGCCAUCGUCGCUUGUAUUGUAAUGUUCAUUGCAUCAGGGUUUAUGUGGAGCUUCCUUCGUGUUCUGAGAAAACGUUUUACCUCUUCAUGAUCGUGUUGAUUCUGAAUUGUACUGAUUUCUUAUUAAAUAAACGUGGCCCUAAUUUGAUUUUUUGAUUUCAUUGGAGUGUUCGAUGGUAAACAGUCGUUAUACUUAACGAUUCAUCAAUGCAUCUUGGUUAACUUUAAGGCUCA